Cordyceps militaris CM01 is the source of this 702-nucleotide messenger RNA. RefSeq names its product Signal transduction response regulator. Gene Ontology annotation, cellular component: cell division site; growing cell tip; plasma membrane. The record is from RefSeq and is a predicted model, not a curated record. NCBI's taxonomy places the organism in Eukaryota, Fungi, Ascomycota, Sordariomycetes, Hypocreales, Cordycipitaceae. The coding region runs from base 1 to 702 and encodes 233 amino acids. The transcript has 2 exons.
AUGGGUCUCCUCCUCGGUGUUCACCACAUUGGCACGCUGCUGCUCCUCGUCACGGCCAUUCUGCUCUUGGUGGCCUCGAUUUCCUCGCCCGUCGUCAACAACCUGGCCCUUCUCAAGGUCACCUUUCGCAACGGCCUUGACACGGAGCGCAUGACCUUUGGUUCCUUUGGCUACUGCCAGAUGUACGAUGGCCAGUCCGACUACUGCCAGCGCCACAUUGGCUACAACCCCCUGCGCCUCAUCACCGGCGUCGACUCCGAGGUCGACAAUGGCUCCGUCGGCCGCAACACGGCCUCGGGCCUGACCCGCGUCAUGGUGCUGCACCCCGUCGGCGCCGUCCUCUCCUUCCUCGCCUUUCUCCUCGCCGUCCUCGGCACCCACGUCAUCUCCUCCCUCGUCGCCUCGCUGCUGUCGGGCCUCACCUUCAUCGUCGUCGUCGUCGCCCUCGCCUGCGACUGGACCGCCCUCAGCAUCGUCCACCACCGCGUCAACGAGGUCCGCAACAACCACGCCACCUACGGCUCCGCCCUCUGGUGCGUCGUCGCCGCCCUCGUCACCUCCUUCUUCGCCACCAUCAUCGUCCUGCUCAGCUGCUGCGCCAGCAAGCGCAGCAAGAACAAGCCCCGCGACGUCGUCAACAAGCAGGAGGCUGGCUUUGCCGACUCGACUGUCCCCAAGAAGAAGUUUUGGCAGCGCCGUUAA